CCCCUUCCUGGACUACGGUACUCCGUGAGUGGUUCUCCGGUGUCGCGGGGAGUUUUCGAAUUAAAGAUAAAACAUUUGACCGAAGAGUAACGAUUGUUCGGAGACCUGUCAACUGUCCGAAGACUGUAACAAAGACUUGUCACAAUGGCUUGACGCCAAACGUUUCCUGUGUUGGACUGUAAACACGGUAUUGAAGAUGACAGUCCUGAAUCUGUCCUUCGCUGCAUGUGGUUUCUUGGGGAUCUACCACUUGGGUGCUGUGGGGGCCCUUCUCCGCCACGGGGACAAGCUGCUGGGCUCCCUCAGGGCCUGCGCGGGGGCCUCGGCCGGGGCCCUGGUGGCUGCUGUAAUGAUCACAGCUCCUGACAAGUUGGAGCACUGUAAAGAAUUCACCUACAGGUUUGCUGAGAGUGUGAGAGGACAGCGGUUUGGAGCCGUCACACCAGGAUACAACUUCAUGCUCACACUACGGGAAGAGAUAGAGGAGAUUCUGCCCAGUGAUGCACACAGUUUGGCCUCUGACCGCCUCCACGUCUCAAUAACGCACUCCAGAAGUGGCAAGAACCACAUUGUGUCCAGGUUUACCACCAGGGAGGAGCUCAUAAAGGCUCUGUUGGCCAGCAGCUUUGUACCUGUCUAUGCUGGACUCAAACCUGUGGAGUUCAGGGGACAGACAUGGAUUGACGGAGGGUUCAGUGACAGCCUGCCAAUUCUGCCCGUGGGACGAACCAUCACCGUGUCUCCCUUUGCUGGACUGCAGGAUGUGUGUCCUGUCCACAGGGGGCGCUUCAGCACCGAGCUCAGACUGGCUAACAUGAACAUAAUGUUCUCGGUGGAGAACAUCAAACGUCUGAACCAGGCUCUCUUCCCUCCGUCAACCGGCAGCAUGCAGCUUUUAUGCGAAGAAGGUUUCAAUGAUGCCGUGAGGUUCUUGAAGAGAGAGGCCUGGAUGAGCUGACGGUCAGAUCCACUCAUGGAAAGAACAAGCAUGAAGCCAAGUACAAUCUGAACAUGAUGAAAAGCCCUCAUGUGAACAUGUCCUCUUCAUCAAUUUUCCAAGGAGGCAUUUAAUUUCCCCCAGCUUGAAGCAGUGAGAGAAAAAUAUUGGAUAUCACAGCACUUCACAGGAAGUCCACGCCGCCGUCAUGGAUGUCGGAGCGUCGUCUUUGAAGUGCCGGACGAUUCCACCGGGCUCCUCUGCUGCUGGGUUACUUUUUUGAUUUCCUCCAGCGUCAGGAGACAUGCCUGGAGGGAUGAAUCUCCGCUCCAACCAACACAGCAACGCAUCACAAACAAGCGCAAAACUGCCAGCUUAAGACCAGGACGGUGAACCCUGAUGACGUCCCAGCAGAAACACACUGAGCCCAACCUGAGAGGAAACACAGCCCUGCUACUUUUAAUGAGAGCAGAUCUCAGGCAAGUGACAGCAUGCAGACAACACACAGUUCGUACUGCAGGCCUCCGGUUUCCACCGAGGUACUCCUUAAACUAACAUAGUGUAAAAAGUAAAUUUAAGUUACUGACUGUUUUGAAUUCAGAUGUGCUGUGGGUAUAAAACAAAACGAAACGUCUCUGUGCAGCUGCGUUUGCUAGCUUGUAAGCCGCAUGUGUCGGUGCAUUACAAACUGCUGAAUGGUGGAAUUGUCAGCAGGACUGUGUCACUGUAUCCAGGUCUAUUUGCACGUACAUGUGUGUCAGGCUGGUGUGCACAAGACACAAACAAAAUGGGGAUGACACACAGACUCAAAAGACUCUUGAUAUUUUUUGUUUU
Lates calcarifer (barramundi perch) is the source of this 1771-nucleotide messenger RNA. RefSeq names its product patatin-like phospholipase domain containing 4 (gene pnpla4). Gene Ontology annotation, molecular function: triacylglycerol lipase activity; retinyl-palmitate esterase activity. The record is from RefSeq and is a predicted model, not a curated record. Bases 197 to 958 code for a protein of 253 amino acids. Gene Ontology annotation, biological process: triglyceride catabolic process; lipid homeostasis. The transcript has 9 exons. NCBI's taxonomy places the organism in Eukaryota, Metazoa, Chordata, Actinopteri, Centropomidae. Gene Ontology annotation, cellular component: lipid droplet; cytoplasm; membrane.